Molecule: messenger RNA, 2682 nt
Organism: Aspergillus pseudonomiae
Lineage: Eukaryota; Fungi; Ascomycota; Eurotiomycetes; Eurotiales; Aspergillaceae
Product: alpha/beta hydrolase
Exons: 7
Coding region: 1-2682 (893 amino acids)
Source: RefSeq, a predicted model, not a curated record
AUGUCCAACACCCCUACUAUCAUAAUCGUGCCCGGCUCGUGGCAUUGCCCAAAACAUUACAAGUACCUCAUCGAUGGACUGGCAAAGUUCAACUACGAAGCUGUCGGUGUGACAUUGCCGUCUGUUAAUUCAAGCCCUCCCCAUGCCAGUUGGGAUCAAGAUGCCCAAGCAGUCCGUGAGGUUAUCAUGAAGAGCCUUGAUAGUGGCAAUGAUGUCAUUUUGGUCGCUCACUCGUUUGGUGGCGUUGCCAUGUCCGAGGCCGUGAAAGGGUUGGGCAAGAAAGCGCGCGAGGAACAAGGGUUAAAGGGCGGCGUUGUGCGACUGAUUUACAUGUGUGCCAUGGCGUUGCCUGAGGGCCAGACUCAUGUCGGUCAGAUCCAGCCCCAGACGCCCGAGGAGGAGGAGCUGGAGCGGCAACGCCAGGAGUUACAGGAAAAAUACGGAGGCAUGCGUUUCACAGAGGAUGGAGCCAUGCUUCUAGAUAAGGAGGUCAUUCGAGAUGUCUUUUAUAAUCGCUGCGAUCCCAAGGAUGUGGAUGAGGCAGUGGAUCUCCUGGGCUCAUUCCCAACGGGCCCUCUAACCGUGCCUGUGACUUACACGGCCUACCGUGAGAUUCCAAGUACGUACAUCGUCUGCGAGAAUGACAAAGCGCUGCCGGUGUCGUAUCAAGAGAGAAUGAUUGCACAGGGUGAUGGUGUUUUCCACCCCAACGGGUGGACUAGUUGGAUUUUCAAUACCCUCGCGGCGCCAGUAUUCAAGUUGCGACGCAUGUCGACGAUCAAAACGACCACGGAUUUUCCCGACAUACUUCUGGAUACCGCAAGGCCAGCACGACAUCAUGAUGAGAUUGCCACUUCUCUUGUUACACAUCGCUCGGGCACGAUACAACGUCCUUUCCCGCUUAAUCCUCAGCUUAGUAUUGGGGGCUCCCCUAGCAGUCCUCUCUAUCUACUUAAUUCUAAAUUGAACGCAACAAUUCUUGAUGGGUGCCUGGCCCGUAUCCAUGAUACUAUCGUUACAGGUUGUGCGUCCAGGUUCAUAGGCUAUGAAUGCAAUUUAUACAAACCUGCAUGUCACUAUCAAUUAGGGGAUGGCGAGAGUGGAAGCCUGCAGGAUCAAAAGCCUGUGCAAGCAGACCCUGUUACAAAAGAAAACCUAGCCAAAACUCCCACUUCAAUGUCUCAAUCGGAUGUGCCUCUGAUCACUCCCGGCCCCUCAUCUCGACAACUAGGAGCUACAACGCAGGGUACUAGCCACAAGAUGACAAUAAUGGGAGCCGUUCGGUUCCUUGAUCAUUUCAGCGAUCUCUAUGGCAACAGACUUACUGUUCCUGCUCGCAGAAAGUCAGACGCUGUUUUGAAAGCGGUACUCAGAACAUUCUCACUUCAGUGGCUAUCUCCUAACGAUUCUUCCACCGGGGCUCAAUUGACAACCAGCUAUAACAAUACGGUUGGCAGAGACGCACCACGCGAUUUACCGAUCGACAUUUUUUAUGAUAGUUGGUUUCAGGCGCGAUCACUUAUUAAUAGUGCGCUUCCUGUUCAAUCCUUCAGAGUCAUAUACGCCAUGUUAAUGUUUGAUGGUAUCUCUAUUCCAGCGAAGGCGACCGGUGAGACACUCGUAGCUCAUGAAUUUCUUGAAGUGGGGUUGCAGAAGCUGAAUUGCUUGACUGGGCUUGUUGACCAGUACUGCAUGAACCUGGGACCACAGUCUACAUAUGGCGCUAUUAUGGAGGCGAGUCUGAGUGUCGUCCGAUGGUGUGCUCACGUUCGUGAUAUAGGGGCAGCACUCACAGCAAAUCACAUAUGCAAGCUUUCUGAUGCUUCAAGCAAUGAAAAAGGUCAAGAGGCUUCUUUGGAAUAUGAGCUAAUGUCGCCUUGUUCCUUUCAUCAGAGCUUCAAUCAAGACUUCGAUAACAGUGUUCCGGAUAUAUGUCGUACAGCAGUUGCAGAGGCUUUCCGUAUCUGGAAACGAAUAGUUUCAAUAAAAGGCUCCCUCUCUAGUCCGACCAAAUAUGACAUUGAAUUAUGCCCAAACCAGUCUAUGGACAUUAUCUCAACGAUUACAGCAGUUGGUAAAUUCAGGGAAGCGUUUGGUUCCUUCCUGGACUUCUGUAUAGGAAACCUUGAACAUCUUUCUAUGCGCUCAAGAUUGUCGUCUGUCUCUAUUUUGAUGUUCUGGAACCUUGGUGUGUUUGUCCUCAAAGAGGCUUUGAAACCUACUAUGAGGGGAAUAGACCCGCCUUGCAGUCACAGUGUCUUUUUGAAACUACAAGCAUACAGCGAGGAGGCGGCUUUAUCAGUGACACAGAUAGUAGAGCGCGUGCUCUCGCUGCCUUUUGAGGAGAUAUUCAACCUCCAGAACGGCGUUAGUGGUGAGGCUUCGGUACUCUCGUACCAUAUUACCCCUACGCUGGUAGCGGCUACCUUCCAAAAAGCUAUCGAGAACAUACUCGAUGUGCAGUUAUAUCCGCCUUGUGGUGUGGGCGCACUGGAUGACAGACCCUUCAACCACCAUGCUGACUCCACCUGGAAACAACAUAUCGAUACCAUACUGAAAGGCCUUAUUUCGCUUGAUGCUACGAUUGGUGGAUCACAGACCUCAGGUGUGGCAAUACGAAGUCUAAUGCAAAGUUAUGGGGAUAUCAUAUCAGAGUGUUGGUCUUCUGACUUUAAGACUUAA